UCCACGAUUUGCCUUCAGUGAAAUAUAAAAUAGAAGGGCGGUAUUCCACAGUUCAGUUUGUGUCUUUGGGUGGACUUUGCUACCAGAGACAAUGUUGACCAAGGCUACAGUUAUCUGGGCCAUCAUAACCCUAGACGUGGGUGCUGCUGUCGACACCGACUACUUCAAGUGUCACCGGGACCUCUGUCGUCGUGGAGAACAGUACUGUGUGGAGGAGAGGCAAAGAUGUUACCACUGCGCUGACGUAGCUCACCUGUGUAAUACGUCCGAGAUCUCGCGAGAAUGCGACAGUUAUUGCAACCGAGUUACACUGGAAGAAAUGACAAAGAAGAAAGACAAGACGUUUUCCGAAAUGACAGACGUAAAAACAAAACUACACAGUGAACAAAAUACAACAACAAAGAUGAAGAUGAGGAUCACAAAGUUGAACACGAUGCUGUCCCAGCUGAAUGAAUCACGGAAUGCCUUGUUGGUUGACAACAGGGAAUAUAAAAGACGCACAACUGAGCAUGAAGAUGUUGUCAAGCAGAAUGAACGGUUGAGGGCCACCCUCAUCGGCGUGUGUACAGCGUCUGGUGUGUUGGGGGUAGUGGUGAUCAUCCUCACUGGGAUCCUUUGCUCACAAAAGCAGGAUAAAAGCAAAUCUCCACACACACCUGCGCCAGAGAAGGAGAAACUGAUCUUAUACCAACUGCCCGAUCAACUUCCUGCCCUGCUUCCAGGUGUAGGAGAUUAUGUGACGAUAGACACGAAGUCUCACACAGUCGGUCCUGACGGUGCCAUCAUCUCCCAUGCAUCGAGUCCGAAGAUGCAGUUUUCCUGCAUCAGCGACAUGAACUGCAACAACGGCAGUGCACCACCGGCAUAUAAGACAUAAAUCGAGUUUGAUCAAAUACACAACAGGCCAUACAGUCUCUUAAAGUAUGGCAUUAUCAUCGCACUAUACGUCAAUGCAUCUUAAACCGGAACCAGCGCAGUACGUCAGCUAAGUCAGGCUGUGGGCCGUUACAGAAGCCCAUCCGCACUUCUCGAGAAUAGGCAUUGUGUUCACUGCAGCUAUAAAGUGAAGAUGCUGAAGGUGCCAUCAUCUCCCGUGCAUCGAGACCGAAGAUAGUCUUCCUGCAUCAACGACAUGAACUGCAACAACGGCAGUGCACCCCCGGCAUAUAAGACAUAAAUCGAGUUUGAUGAAAUACACAUCUAUACUCCAGAUGUAUCCAAAAACAUCUUUGCACUAAUCAAACAAAAGUUCGUCGCCACAGAUAUGAAGACUUGAUCAACUGACCGAUGGAAUAACCGGGGACAACGUAGCGGAAAUAAACUGAGGCCAUACAGUCUCUUAAAGUAUGGCAUUAUUAUCGCACUAUACGUCACUACACCAUAAACCGGAAUCAGCGCAGUACGUCAGCUAAGUCACGCUGUGGGCCGUUUCAGACGCCCACCCGCACUUCUCGAGAAUAGGCAUUGUGUUUACUGCAGCUAUAAAGUGAAGAUGAAGUUGAAUUUUCAUUCCACUCUGAUAUAAGAAAAUACUCAUGAAAGGAGUCUACCUUUCUGGAACCGUUAUUUCGACAGGUCCUAAAAGUCGACACGUUGGUAUUUCUGAUGCAGUGCGAACCUCCACAUUAAUCUAUGGCCGCUGUUGUGUCUGCCUUGUUUAACGCAGAAAUAAUGCAACUUUCACGUACAUAUAUCUACUAUCUAAUGUAUAAAUGGGUUAUAAUGUAAAUGGCUGUCUGGGAGCGUUGUGUGUCUCGUGUGCUAUAUCUUGCAUAAUUAUAUUAUGUGAAUUUGGUUGUUAUGUGUGCUGUAUGCUAUAUUGUAUUGCUGUACAUCACUUUCUUCACAACGGUGUUAGUAUCUACACCGAACACUUUAUUGUAAUAAAGAAUCCAUAUAACUUCCUUGUUUAUAUUGUAUAUAGCCAGCUACCUUCGCAGGUUGCUGUGAUUGGCUAUGGCUGCAGUAUGCUAUAGUAUGCUGUGUCUCUGUGUUAAGCAGGCCAUAUAAUGCAUAAAUGGUUGUGUGUGCAGUAUUGUAAUUUUGUUGUAAUAAGUUAUGUGAAAUAUGUUAAAUUGUGUACAACUGACAGUGUACAGAAUGUUAUAUUUUGUAUGGUUGGAUAUGUGUAUAAUGCUAUAUUCUGUAAACUGAGCUGUAUGCUAUAUUCUGUACAACCGUCUGUGGGCUGUAUGCAAUAUUCUGUGCAACUAGCUGUGUGCUGUAUGCAAUAUUCUGUACAACUGACUGUGACCUGUGUGCAAUAUCAUGUACAACAAGCUGUGAGCUGUAUGCUAUAUUCUGUGUUACUAGCUGUGUGUUGUAUGCUAUAUUCUGUACAACUGCCUGUUAGCCGUAUGCAAUAUUCUGUACAACUGACUGUGACCUGUAUGAAAUAUUAUGUGCAAGUAGCUGUGUGAUGUUUGCUAUAUUCUGUGCAACAAGCUGUGUGUUGUAUGUUAUAUUCUGUACAACUGACUGUGACCUGUAUGCAAUAAUAUGUACAACUGUCUGUGAGCUGUAUGGAAUAUUCUGUACAACUGUCUGUGAGCUGUAUGCUAUAUUCUGUGCAACAAGCUGUGUGUUGUAAGUUAUAUUCUGUACAACUGACUGUGACCUGUAUGCAAUAAUAUGUACAACUGUCUGUGAGCUGAAGGCAAUAUUGUGUACAACUAACUGUGAGCUGUAUGCUAUAUUCUGUGCAACUAGUUGUGAGCUGUUUGCUAUAUUCUGUGCAACUAGCUGUGUGCUGUAUGCUAUAUUCUGUACAACUGACUGUAAGCCGUAUGCAAUAUUCUGUACAACUGACUGUGACCUGUAUGCAAUAUUCUGUGCAACUAGCUGUGUGCUGUAUGCAAUAUUCUGUACAACUGACUGUGACCUGUAUGCAAUAUUCUGUACAACCGACUGUGACCUAUAUCCAAUAUUAUGUACAACUGACUGUGACCUGUAUGCAAUAAUAUGUACAACUGUCUGUGAGCUGAAGGCAAUAUUGUGUACAACUAACUGUGAGCUGUAUGCUAUAUUCUGUG
Messenger RNA from Haliotis rufescens (red abalone), 3032 nucleotides. RefSeq lists its product as uncharacterized. The record is from RefSeq and is a predicted model, not a curated record. Lineage: Eukaryota; Metazoa; Mollusca; Gastropoda; Lepetellida; Haliotidae. The transcript is spliced from 5 exons. The coding region runs from base 92 to 877 and encodes 261 amino acids.